Maylandia zebra (zebra mbuna) is the source of this 1131-nucleotide messenger RNA. RefSeq lists its product as uncharacterized. Gene Ontology annotation, cellular component: plasma membrane. Gene Ontology annotation, biological process: adenylate cyclase-activating G protein-coupled receptor signaling pathway. Lineage: Eukaryota; Metazoa; Chordata; Actinopteri; Cichliformes; Cichlidae. Gene Ontology annotation, molecular function: G protein-coupled receptor activity. The record is from RefSeq and is a predicted model, not a curated record.
GAGCAGGUUAUGGAGCUGUGCACAUGCCGAAUGUGACUUUUUACUUCUCAGGAUGGAGCUAAAUACUUUGCUGAGUGGAGCUCAGAUCGAUGUCCUCUCUACAGUGUACAUAGUUUUACUCACUCCCAGUGUGAUUGGGAGUUUCUCCGUCCUGGUGGUUUCCAUAGCAAGAUGGCAGCAUCUAAAAGAGCAGGUACACCUCCUGGUGCAGCUUGCUCUCGCCGACCUCCUAGCUGCUCUGAUCUUGAUGUCCACGAGUGUCAUGAACAAAAUACCGUUUGACAACAGUAUAGUCAUCUGCCAAUACGGCCUGCCGCUGUCACUGACAUUUUAUUUCAUUUCAUUCCUGCUGGUGGUCGUUUACGCCUGGAAGUCAAAGAAUGCAAUCCAAGGAUGGAGAGAAAGACCAGCGGAUGAUGAUCUGAAUACAUGUCGAAGACCAGAAAUAGUCAUACCUGUGUAUGCCAUUGUGUGGUUGAUCCCACUUGCACUUUACUUAGCAUAUGUGCUCACUCCUUUCAUGAAAGCUACUUUGCUGAUUCCAGCUACCAGCAGCUUGCCAAAUCGGGUCUCCAGUAACGAUAGCACGUAUUGCACCAGUUGUAUUUUGUUCUUGCACGUCUGGAGGGAAUCCUGCUCAGAUGUUGAGAUAAUCCAUGACGUUUUCAUCAGAGCUUUUCUUUUCAUUGUGGUGAUACCGGUGCUGGUGUCUUGCUCUAUUAUUUACUAUAAGGUUGGUAAGUGGUAUGAAAGACGAGAUCUGGAGGGGCUUUUUCCAGUGGAGGGAGAUGGGCGUUCAAGAAGAAGAAUGAAAAGAGCAAUUUCUACCUCAAGGAAUAUGGUGACAGUCAUCCUAAUCUGCUGGGCACCAGCGCUUUUCCUCAUCCUGCUAUCUACCUUGUUGAUGAGAACAAACGUUGAACAAUACAGUUUAUUUGGUGUUUAUAUGCUACAGGCUGCCAGCGUGUCUCUACAAGGUUUCCUGAACAGCAUGGUGUACGCCUGGAGAAGGCCCAACUUCACAGAGGCUGUUCUUGGAGAGAGCACACCCUUGGUGGCCUAUAAUCACAUGCCCUUUUUUGAAGAGUCAUUGAGGACCUCGUUUUAAUGCUUUGGACUAUAAACACAUGG